Maniola jurtina (meadow brown) is the source of this 2492-nucleotide messenger RNA. RefSeq lists its product as uncharacterized. Bases 80 to 1666 code for a protein of 528 amino acids. Lineage: Eukaryota; Metazoa; Arthropoda; Insecta; Lepidoptera; Nymphalidae. The transcript has 2 exons. The record is from RefSeq and is a predicted model, not a curated record.
CAGUAGCGCUCGUUUUGUUUGUUUAUUUACCGUUUGCCUAUUCUUUUAUACAAGGUACCCUCAAGUGAAUAAUAGGUUGAUGUCGUUUUGUGGAAAGAACGUAGGCGGUGAUGAACAAGUUCAAACAUGUUCAAGAGUGGAAGACGAUAGUUUAAAUGUGAUUUCAAGUAUGGAAGUAAUCGGAAAUAUGGAGUGCGAACAGUAUAUGGAGGGUAAUAUUACGCCGAAAGGAACAGAAAAAAGAAGACGGCCGAACAGUGAUGUAAUAGAGGAAAAUGACAUAGAUGAUGGAUUUAUUACUGUGCGUACUAGACGUUCGAAACGAUUUGCUAGAAACAUCACAAAACAUAGUGACUUUCACAAGUCGAAUAAUAGUAACUUAGAAGAGCAGUAUCAAGUGAGUAUUACAUCUAAAGAAGUUUUGCCAAAACAAAUAGCUUUUGCUAAGCUUUUAAGAGCAGAAAAUAUUACUAAUAUUCUUAGAAUAAAGUUCAGGAGUCCAUUCAAAGUACUCAUACAGUUCGGAUGCAAAGAACAUGCAGAGAAAUUAAUUCAGAAUAAGAAGUUAAGUGAUAUGGGGUAUAGGAUGCAAUUAGUGGAUGAAAUAAAUGUGUCUUAUGGCAUAAUUAAAGAAAUUGAUUUAGAUGAAGAGGAAAAAGAAUUGAUGGAGAAUCUUCAGUGUGACCAUGAAAUAUUGGCUGUGAAAAGACUUAAGCGCUUAUCAGACGGAAAAUGGAUAGAUAGUGAGACUGUAAGAAUAUCUUUUAAAAGUCAGACUUUACCUCCGUACGUAUAUGGGUUUGGUUGCAGAUUUGAAGUGAAAGCAUAUAUGUUUCCUGUAACUCAAUGCGCGAAAUGCUGGCGGUUUGGUCACCAAACCCGUCUCUGUCCAAUGAAAAAAAUCGUAUGCCCAAAAUGCUGUUCAGAUCAUGAAAAUUGUGAAACGACAGAAUAUAAAUGCGUUAAUUGUAAGAAUGAUCACAUGGCAAAUGACAAGACAUGUCCAAUAUUCCUAAAAGAAAAAAUGAUAAGAAGAAUAAUGCUUUUGGAGAAUUGUACUUACCGAAGAGCUCUUGAGAUACAUCGGAAUAGCAAAAAUAGAAAUGAAGAAUAUGACAAGAGUGAAUAUGACAAGAGUGAAAGUGAGUGUGAAAGUACUGAUCAAGAUGAUGAUACAAUGAAAGGCACAGAUUUCUUGAAAAGGACUUAUCGAGAUAUUUUGUUGACUGAGGCAACAGUACACGCAGAAAAGUCUGAUACAGAUGACAAUAUGAAUAACGAAGAAGGUUCUGUUGCUAAUACUAUAAAGUCUAAAAAUAAAAAGAAGAAAAAGAAACAGUCAAAGACAAGACCCUCAAAUGAAGAUCGGUUUAAGCAGAGUUCACAAGAUAAUGAAGAGCAACCCAAACAACAUACAGAGAAUGAAGCAUCAAAAGAAUGUAAGAAUAAUAUAUAUGAAGGUAAAAUUACUCUUGCAUUAUUUUUAAACAAAAUGAAAGAAAUUAUUAUGUCAAAUAGAAAAUUAGAAGAAAAGAUGGUAGCAGUUGCGGAGUUUAUUUUUGAAAUUAUUUACAAAUUUAUUUUUACAUAUUUCGAGAAGAUAGAUAUUUUGAAGAAAGUAGUGUCACUAUUUAAAAAUAUAGUCGAAGUGCCAUUCAGCAUUUAGCUCGAUGCGCCUCUGGGCACAGAGGUGUUGUGAUAGCUUUUUCUAUUCUUAAAAUGCUGAAUGACUUUCAAUGUAGAGGUUCGAACAUAAAGAUUCAAUGGAUCCCGUCUCACAUUGGUCUUGUUGGGAACGAGCAUGUGGAUAAUUUGGCUAAGUGUGCAAUAGAAGACGGCAUUGAUGUAUUGAUUACACCGUCUGUUUCGGAAAUAUUACCAAAGUUUAAAAAAUCUUGCUUUGUUUUAUGGAAAAAUCAUUUUGAUAGUAAAUCGGUUGAAAAAGGAAUAUGGUAUAAAACUGUUCAGAACUUGCCUUCUAUUAUUCCCUGGUUUACUCAUUCCCGACUGAAUCGUCCGUAUAUCGUUGCUGCUUUGAGGUUGCGUUCUGGACACGUUCCAUUGAGAAAGUUUGCAUAUUUGAUGAAAAAAGUAGACUCACCAAAUUGUUUGUCUUGUGAUAAGUUGGAAGAUAUGCAACAUUUGUUAAUGGAGUGUGUUCAGAAUAGUGAGUUGAGAGAACAUGCCUGGUCACUAUUAAAUAUUAAAAGCUAUGAAGUUGGAUUCAUAAAUAGUAUUUUGGCCGAACCGGAUUCUGUUUCGGCUAAAAUCCUAUUUAACCUUUAUAUAAAAAGUACGAAAAAUAGAUUAGGUACUAUAUAAUAUGUUUCAAGUUAAGAGAUAGAAUAUAGAUUAGUAAUAGGUUAUAUAAAAUUUGAUUAAGUCAAUUGUUAAUUAGUUUAAUCUAGGUUUAAGUACUAUAGAACUGACAUGUACAAAUUGUAUAUAAGUUCUUUAAAAUAAAUAAAGAUUAAAAAAAAAAAAAAAAAAAA